Molecule: messenger RNA, 351 nt
Organism: Macroventuria anomochaeta
Lineage: Eukaryota; Fungi; Ascomycota; Dothideomycetes; Pleosporales; Didymellaceae
Exons: 1
Molecular function (GO): protein binding
Source: RefSeq, a predicted model, not a curated record
GCAUCUGACGACAGCACAGUGCAAGUGUGGGAGACGGCGACGGGCACGUGUUGCAGCGUGCUUGACAGCCCGUACUCGAACAUUUACGAGCUCACUUUUUCGUCAGACGGGAGUGCUCUGCGCACCGACCAAGGAGGCAUUCCGCUGCCUGCAGAUCUAAGCCUGACGUCGCCUGUAAAGCCAGAAGAGCAUGCUUCUCUCCUGUCAGUCAGGGACCAGUGGGUGCUGCGCAACACGCAACGCUUUCUAUGGCUGCCGUUCGAGUAUCGGGCAUACAAAACAGCAGUAUGCAGAGACAUGGUCUGUCUUGGGUGUCCGUCUGGGCGCGUAGUUCUGCAUCGGCUGAGGUAG